This is a messenger RNA of Trypanosoma grayi, 1611 nucleotides long. Its product is annotated as HAD-superfamily subfamily IIA hydrolase. NCBI's taxonomy places the organism in Eukaryota, Euglenozoa, Kinetoplastea, Trypanosomatida, Trypanosomatidae. Gene Ontology annotation, cellular component: mitochondrion. The transcript has a single exon. Gene Ontology annotation, biological process: glycerophospholipid biosynthetic process. The record is from RefSeq and is a predicted model, not a curated record. The coding region runs from base 1 to 1611 and encodes 536 amino acids.
AUGGUGUGGGCGGCGCAAAGGUUUGUGGCGAAGGGGCCUCUUCGCAACACUAUGAUACGGCGCCGGCGCUUUGUGCCGCCGUGGGAGCGCGACGGCAAGAGCGCCGAAGAUUUCUUUGCUGGUCUUUUGCAAAGCGGAAACCCGAUGCAGACGAGCAGGCGAAAUAACAAGCGUAAGGAAGAGAGCAACGAAAGGGCCGUUGAGGAGGCGCCGUCACUAGAAGAGGAGAGGCGUCUUGCGGCGAUCCACGCGCACAAUGAAUCCGUUUUAAACCAACGAAACAACUUUGUGCCGUACGGAGCGAAACCGGUGGUGUACUUUGAGAGCAGUCAAAUGGCUGCCUUGGGGGAUUACGAGGCGAUGCUGCUGGCGUCCACCGGCUCGGCCGAGCAAAGCAGCAGCUACUCUUCGCCUGUACGUGAGAUGCUGCAGGCGGAUUUGCAUCAGAAGCUGCCCUACAGGUAUGAGUCUUAUGUGGAGCCACGCGGCAAACAGGCCCUGUGGCCACUGCACGGAACUUCCGGCAUUGUUCUUGACAUCGACGGUGUUGUCUACCGCUCGCACAAGCUUAUUGAAGGCUCCGAUGCCGCGAUUCGCAAGAUUAUGGAGCUCCACAUCCCACUACUUUUUAUGACAAACGGAGGUGGACUCUCGGAGGAGGAGAAGGCGGAGGAACUCUCGCAACUCGUGGGGUGCAAAAUUGAUGACUCUCAGAUUCUCCUCGCCCACUCUCCGAUGAAGUUGUUAGCGCCACUGUACAAAAAUCAAAACGUGUUGGUGGUGGGCCGUCCACGCUGCGCUGAUGUGGCGAAGAUGUACGGUUUUAACCGUGCCAUGUCUAUUCUUCAGUACCAGGUGGAACACCCAGAUAUGGUGCCCUACAAAAAGUGGGGCAACUUGAAGAAGUGUACGCCAGGCAGUGUUGCCUUCCCUGAGAUUUCCGCCAUUCUGCAGUUCAGCGACCCGGACGACGCCUUCAGUGACGUGCAGACAAUUCUAGACGUACUACUGGCGCCGUGCGGUCAAGUGGGGCGUUACGUGUCGAGCACACAGAGCAUUCCAUACUAUGUCUCAGCUGAUGACCUGCUGUGGGCGACGGAUGCGCCGCUUCCACGACUUGGUCAGGGCGCCUUCCGCGAGAUGAUGUCAGCCGUCUUCGAGAGCGUCACUGGCCACGGGCUGCAUGUGACACCGUUUGGAAAGCCGCGCGCCAUUGCGUACGCCUACGCGGAGCGCCGCAUGGAGGAAGUGAGCGCACGCCUUGGUUGGGAUCCACGGGCGCUUCGCGCCAUCUUCAUGGUGGGUGACAAUCUCGAGACGGACAUCCUCGGUGCCAACGCGCGUGGCGGCAGGUGGACGUCGGUGCAUGUGCUCACCGGCAUCGGUGCCGCACCUGCCGCGCGGCGGACACUUGCGGAGGACGACGCGGAGCAUGAGUGGCUCGAGGCACAAGUGAGCAAGACGCCUCACUACGUGGCGCCCACGUUGGACCACUUCCUCCGUGAGCUCCUCGCCUUCCCGGAGGCGGCGCUACUACAAAACAAGAAGCCGUAUUACGGGAUGCCGAAUCCCGUGGAUCUCCGCGAGACAUAUAACUUUGCGCCUGUGUGA